This is a messenger RNA of Malania oleifera, 2543 nucleotides long. RefSeq names its product polyadenylate-binding protein-interacting protein 4. The record is from RefSeq and is a predicted model, not a curated record. NCBI's taxonomy places the organism in Eukaryota, Viridiplantae, Streptophyta, Magnoliopsida, Santalales, Ximeniaceae. Gene Ontology annotation, molecular function: RNA binding. Gene Ontology annotation, cellular component: cytoplasmic stress granule. The coding region runs from base 93 to 1763 and encodes 556 amino acids. Gene Ontology annotation, biological process: cytoplasmic stress granule assembly. The transcript is spliced from 12 exons.
CCCACAAAAGCACAGCAGGCAGGACCCCUCUAGAUCUCUCUCCCUCCCUCGUCAAUAAGCAAACAGCGAGAAGGGAAGGUAAACCGAAGGUCAUGGGUUGCAGAAGCAGGGAAUCCUCACAGGACGACGAUUCGGUUUCUCUGGGGGAAGCCUUGCUGUUCACUACCAUGUGCAUAGUUGGUCUCCCCGUUGAGGUUCACGUCAAGGACGGCUCAGUCUAUUCCGGAAUCUUCCACACUGCUUGCCUCGAGAAGGGCUAUGGUAUUGUUUUGAAGAAAGCAAUGAUGACAAAAAAAGGGAAACACAAUGCAAAUGUAGCACAUGGGGGGCUGAUAGAGACACUUGUAGUUCUUUCAGGAGAUCUUGUUCAAGUCGUUGCCAAGGGAGUUCUCUAUCCGGCUGAUGGUGCUGGUAAUAUUGCUGGUAAUGAUUUGGAGGCUGUUGAAGGCACUGUUCCUUCAUUUGAAUUUGUAGAAAGUGAGGAAAAAAAUACAAAUGCUGGAUUACUUGACGUGGAUGAAAAGCGGAUCAAUUAUGUGAGGAGUUCUGUUCAAAAUUUUAAUGGGUUUGCUAAUGCUAUUACACCCACAAAAUUUGAGGAUAACUUGCUCACAAGAGUUGAAAAGGAUGUAGGUUAUAUGGGGAAUGACUUGGAAGAAAAGGGAAAGAGUGAUGGCGUAAAUUUAUCACAGGUUGGAGAUGGAAAGUCACAAGGGAAACUUGGUGAUUACAAACAACAUUUUGAGAUUCGUAAGGAGAAAACUACCUGUGAACUUCGAGGCUCAAGUUUAAUCUCUGAUGCCUGCCUUCUGGAAGAAAAAUCUGUUGAUAUUCAUGAAAAAAUGGCAUCUAAGGUGUUGGCAGAGGAGGCUUCUUGUGAUGAUACUGCUGCUUCACUUGCUCAACCAGACAAUCAAGACUGCAAAAGGCACACACCAGCUGAGAUCCUGCCUUCAGAUGCUGUGUCUGCUGGUGUCAUGAAUUCUUCCAGUACGGUUGUGGAUGUCGCCUUAGAAUCAUGUCUCAAUUUACCGACCACCUCAAGUGAAAUGGUCCCUUCACAAAGUUCUGAUUCCCAUAGAAGUACAAAGGAAUUUAAGCUCAAUCCAGGAGCAAAAGUUUUCUCCCCAUCAUUUUCAAAUCCUAGAUCAGCAAUGAAUCCUGCCUUGUCAACAGUUGCAAGCAUGGCUUACUUGCCUAACAACCCUUCCCCGGUGCCUGUUGCUGCUGCACAGACAGAGAUUGAAAUAACUCCUUUUGUGCCUCGUUCCUCACCACAUUUUAAGUUUGUUCCAUAUGGGAACUUGAUGGCCGGAAAUGGUGGCAGUAGUUCUCAGUAUUCCCAAACUCUUGUUGGACAUCUGGGAAGCAGGACACAGCCUGUUAGAUAUGCUGGUCAGCAUCAUCCUCUUCAAGCUGGAACUACAUAUGUGCAUCCAAAUCCUCAAGCUGUUGUGGUUGGACGGUUGGGGCAAAUUGUCUACUUACAUCCAGUUUCUCAGGAAACGGUUCAGGGUGCGGCAACUAUCUCACCAGUAUCUGCACGUCCUCUAUUGACCCCAUACCCAGUUCAGUUUCCCAAGCAUCAAGGAAAUGCAGCCGCCCAAGCAAUGCAGUUGUGUGUGCCUCCCCCUAUGAUAACUGGUGGACAGCAGCCAAUUGCACUGCCAAACCAUGCCCCACUCUUGCAGCCACCCUUCCCGGCCAACCGCUCCAUUCCAGUUCCUGGGUCUAAUAGUCUCUUCAGCACCAAGUUUCCAUGAACAUAUAUGCAUACAUUCCUUCGUAAUCACCUCACAGUUGUCUUUCUCGUGGAGCAUAUUUCCCACUAAUUUUUGGCCUUUUUUUGAGAUUCAUAUUCUUUAACUGAAUGUGCAGACUUCUCGUCCUCCAUACACUACCGGUAAAAUCUUCUUGUUUUCAGGGAGUUAACCUUGAGUUUGAGAGAGAGGCUGAAAAAGGGUUUUUUUUUUUGGGUGGGAGGGUGGGAUCACUCUAAAGGACUAGAAGUGCAGUGUUCUUCUUCAUCUUUGAAAAAAAAAAAAAAAAAAAGAAAGCCCGGUGCACAAAGCUCCCACGUAUGUGGGGUCCGGGGAAGGGGUGGACCACAAUUGGUCUAUAGUUCAUCUUCUUUUUAUAAAUUAAUCUUGGAGUAUAUUGAAUGAGUUGCUUAAAGGGGCUCAGAUCAACAAUAUUUGAAAAGGAGAAAACUGUUGGGAGCCUUAUCUCUGCUUGUUUGAUAAACUAUUAAGAAGAGAGUUUUGGGUGGGGUGGGAUUUGGCUUGGUUUAGGGGUAUUUUUUUUUGAAGAUUUUGAUAUUAUCCUUUGGACUAUUGUUUUUUGAAGCUGUUGCAUUGUAAUUGAAUCUUCAUGGAGAGUAUGGAUCCAUGUUUAGAGAUGUAAUCUAGUUUGGUGGUAAAGUUAUCAGGGCGUUGUACCUUAUUGACAUUACGUAUGGUUAAGCUGUAAGAUUCUCAUGGAAUUAGGUGAUUCUGUUUCUGCAUUUGUUCUUAUUAUGAGAAAUAUGUUUUUUUCGAGAAGCA